Molecule: messenger RNA, 1430 nt
Organism: Setaria italica (foxtail millet)
Lineage: Eukaryota; Viridiplantae; Streptophyta; Magnoliopsida; Poales; Poaceae
Exons: 9
Coding region: 101-1183 (360 amino acids)
Source: RefSeq, a predicted model, not a curated record
CAAAGCCAAACCCCUUUCCCCGUUCUCUAGCCGCCUCCCCGAAUUCUCUCUCCGUCGCUCGCCGCUUUUCCGCCUCCUCUCUCUCCCCUCCCCCGGCUCAAUGGAGGCUCUCACGGGCACCGCCUCCUCCUCCAUUCUCCCCGUCCGCCACCCGCCUUCCCGGCUGGCCCCACAGUCCCUCGCGCUCCGCCCUAGCCGCUGCGGUCCCAUCCGCGCGGCGGCCGGCGGCGGCGGCAAGGACGAAGCUCACCCCGCCCCCGCCGCCAACGGGUCUCCCGUCCUCAAGCUGAAGAGUGAUUCGAGUCAAAAUGGAGUUAUACCGAUCGCUGCUGACAAGUCGCUGAAGGCUUCAUCAACCAAUACCGGUAGUGACUCAAGCGGAUCCAGAGCAGGCCUGUUUAGAACACCCAUAUCAGGUGGCGUGCAGAGCGCGACUUUUGCGCAUGGUUUGCCUCCGCCGGCUCUAGCUGUGCGCAAUUUGAUGGAACAGGCACGCUUUGCUCACCUGUGCUCUGUCAUGUCUGGCAUGCAUCACCGCCGCACUGGAUAUCCAUUUGGUUCACUUGUUGACUUUGCUAAUGACUCGAUGGGCCACCCAAUAUUUUCGCUGUCACCCUUAGCGAUCCAUACAAGGAACUUGCUAUCAGAUCCAAGAUGCACGCUUGUUGUCCAGGUGCCUGGAUGGAGUGGACUGUCUAACGCACGAGUCACAAUAUUUGGUGAUGUUUACCCUUUGCCAGCUGACCAGCAGGAAUGGGCCCAUAAGCAAUAUGUAGCAAAACAUCAGCAGUGGGCAUCACAACAGUGGGGAAAUUUUUACUAUUACAGGAUGCACAAUAUAAGUGAUAUAUACUUCAUCGGAGGCUUUGGAACUGUUGCUUGGGUAGAUGUUAACGAGUACGAAACUACUCAACCUGACAAGGUAGCAGUUGAUGGUGCCGAGAAAAGUUUGAAGGAGUUGAAUGCAAUUUUCUCUAAACCACUUCGAGAGUUAUUGUCAUCAGAAGGGGAGGUUGAUGACGCUGCUGUUAUAUCAGUAGAUAGCAAGGGCAUAGAUAUACGGGUUCGCCAGGGUGCUCAGUUCAAUAUUCAGAGGCUAGCAUUUGAUGUCCCUGAGAAGGUUCUGACUCUAGAGGAAGCCAAGAGAGCACUCCACAAGAUCAUCAAGACGAGCAGCAAAUAGAGUGAAGAAGGUUGCGGAAGCUGGCUUUACUCAUUUUUCAAAUGGCGUAAGGUUUCUUUGCAAUCGAACGACGAGGACUGAGGAUUAUGUAAUGUAGCGAGUAGCAUGCAUAUGUGAGAACUGGAACCGAUGGCUGUGUUGCUAAUAAUGAGGCGAUAGUCUCUCUCCACAUGUGGCAAAGAUUGUACGUAUGCCCGUGUUGCUAUAUCAAUAAUGAUAUGAUUGUGCGGUUGCUGCUUGAGGAAAA